This is a messenger RNA of Ilyonectria robusta, 1604 nucleotides long. Its product is annotated as pyridoxal phosphate-dependent transferase. NCBI's taxonomy places the organism in Eukaryota, Fungi, Ascomycota, Sordariomycetes, Hypocreales, Nectriaceae. Gene Ontology annotation, biological process: NAD+ biosynthetic process. Gene Ontology annotation, cellular component: cytoplasm. The record is from RefSeq and is a predicted model, not a curated record. Gene Ontology annotation, molecular function: kynureninase activity; pyridoxal phosphate binding. The transcript has 2 exons. Bases 68 to 1537 code for a protein of 489 amino acids.
CGCAGGCCCGGCUUGAGCUAGUCGUACGAUUCCAGACAUCACUUCUCGUUCAAUCCAACGAAUCACCAUGGAAUUGUCUACUUUUGUCCAACGCUUGCGCAAUGGGGAGGCUCCCAAGUUCCCUCACGAUGCCAACUCGCUUACUUUUGCUCAGGGCCUUGAUGCCCAGGAUAAGCUGAGCCACCUCCGAGACGAGUUUAUCCUGCCCACCAAGUCAUCUCUCAAGAAAAAGGCACUUGAUGGGUCUAUCCCUGGAGCCAAGCACAACGGUACCAACGGUGCGAGCAAUGGCACCAACGGCCACAAAUCUGACUCUGAUGAGGGUAUUUACUUUGUCGGCAAUUCUCUUGGUGCUCAGCCCAAGGCCAUUCGCACAUAUCUCAAUGCUCAGCUUGAGACCUGGGCGUCCAUCGGCGUCAACGGACACUUUACCUCACUUGAAAACUCCCCCCUCACACAAUGGCAAGACCUCGCGGAAGACUGCGCCAUCAAGUCAACCGACAUUGUCGGUGCUUCUGCCAGUGAGAUUGUCAUCAUGAACACAUUGACUGUCAACCUGCACAUGAUGAUGGCAAGCUUCUACAAGCCGACUGAGAAGCGUCACAAGAUUAUCCUGGAGUGGAAGCCAUUCCCGAGUGAUCACUACGCCAUUGAGAGUCAAAUAGUGAUGCACGGGCUUGACCCUGAGAAGAGCAUGGUCAAGAUCCAGCCCAACGAGGAUUCUUUGAUCCCGACCGAGAAGAUUCUGGCGACGAUUGACGAGCAUGCCGAGGAGACGGCUCUGCUCUUGUUGCCUGGCAUCCAAUACUACACCGGCCAGCUCUUUGACAUUCCCCGCAUCACUGCAUACGCCAAAGCAAAGGGAAUUGUCGUGGGUUGGGAUCUUGCCCACGCUGCCGGCAACGUGGAGCUGAAGCUGCACGACUGGGACGUUGACUUUGCAUGCUGGUGCACGUACAAGUACAUCAACGGCGGUGCAGGAUCCAUCGCCGGAGCUUUCGUCCACGAGAAGCACGGCAAGGUCGAGUUUGACAGCGCUGGCAAGCCUGUUUACCGCCCUCGUCUCAUGGGCUGGUACGGCGGCGAUAAGAGCGUGCGCUUCAACAUGGACAACAAGUUCCUCCCUACAGUUGGCGCUGGUGGUUUCCAGGUGUCCAACCCUUCAGCAAUUGACCUGGCUAGUCUUUCCGGUGCGCUUUCAGUGUUUGGCAAGACUAGCAUGCACGAUCUACGAUCCAAGGCUUUGGUCUUGACGGCCUACGCUGAGCUUCUGCUUGACCAGAUUCUGGCAGACUCUAACGACGACACUCUUUUCCAGAUCCUCACUCCUAGGGAUCCCGCACAAAGAGGAACUCAAUUGAGCGUCAUGCUAAAGGAUGGUCUUUUGGAAAACGUCAGCCAGGCGUUGGAAGAAAACGGUGUGUUGUGUGAUAAGCGGAAGCCGGGAGUGAUCCGAGUCGCUCCGGUCCCACUGUAUACGCGAUUUGAGGAUGUGUGGAAAUUUAUGCAGGUCUUGAGGGGGGCUCUUGGGCUUUGAGGUCGAAUAUGUGAAAAGGACAUUGAUAGAUGAGCAAGCUACUAUAAUGAAAGAAAUUUAUUGUUAC